Messenger RNA from Punica granatum (pomegranate), 1745 nucleotides. NCBI's taxonomy places the organism in Eukaryota, Viridiplantae, Streptophyta, Magnoliopsida, Myrtales, Lythraceae. The record is from RefSeq and is a predicted model, not a curated record.
AAGCUCUUUAUAAUCUUUUGCCAUCGUUCUUCUGCCCUCCACCUCACCCUCCUCAGACCGCUCAGUCCUCUGCUUUCGUGUCCGGUGGCCCGACGUAAUCUUUCCGGAUUAUCCGACACGAACCGUAAUCCCUCUCGUACUCCAGGGAUUGUAUAUAGUAUCAGUUGAUUGAUGCAGAGCUUGUAGAGAAGACGGCCAUGGAGACUGAGAAUCCGGCGGACGUAGCUCAUCUGCAGGGUGGGGGAGGGCCGAGGGCUGGCUUCUGCGAUUUGAGCGACGACCCCUCCUCCCACUCGUCCGCCUUCAGCGAAUGCAACAGCGACCGCUCCGGCGAGUUCGCCUCAGCUUCUCCCCAGGCCCGGCGGCGGCUGCUUGUGGCCUGCACCUCCGACAGAGCAGAUGACAGCUUCAUCAGCCAGCUUGUUUCCGACCUCGGGUCUUGUUCCAUUGAAGAGCAGCGGUUGGCCGCUAUGGAAAUUCGCCUCCUCGCCAAGAACAAGGCUGACAACCGCCUCAGGAUCGCCCAGGCCGGCGCGAUCAAGCCCCUCGUCUCGAUCAUCUCGUCUUCCUCCGAUCCCCUGCUCCAGGAAGAUGGAGUCACCGCUAUCCUCAACCUGUCCCUCUGCGACGAGAACAAGGAGGCGAUCGCCGCCUCCGGUGCUGUAAAGCCGCUGGUCCGGGCCCUCAAGGUCGGGACGCCAACCUCCAAGGAGAACGCCGCCUGCGCCUUGUUCCGGCUGUCCCAGUUAGAGGAAAACAAGGCGGUCAUCGGGCGGUCUGGGGCAAUACCUCCACUGGUGGGCCUGCUCGAGUGCGGCGGGGCACGGGGGAAGAAGGACGCAGCCACAGCCCUCUACUCGCUCUGCUCGCUUAGGGAGAAUAAGGUCAGGGCAGUGCAGGCCGGGUUGAUGCGGCCGCUGGUGGAGCUGAUGGCAGACCUCGAUUCGAGCAUGGUGGACAAGGCCGCAUUUGUGGCCCACUUGCUGGUCACGGGGUUGGAGGAGGCCAGGGCGGCCGUUGUGGAGGAGGGCGGCGUUCCCGUGCUGGUGGAGAUUGUGGAGGUCGGCUCCCGGCGGCAGAAGGAAAUCUCGGUCGCGAUACUGCUGCAGCUGUGCGAGGACAGCGUCGUGUACCGUACUAUGGUGUCCCGGGAAGGCGCAAUCCCACCCCUCGUGGCCCUAUCACAAACCAGCACAAGCCGCGCCAAGCAAAAGGGUGAAUUGCAAAAAUAAGAGCACAAAUAAGCACCUUUAAGUCGAUUCAAAUAAUAAUGAUACGACUUCCUUACUUACUUCCUUAGAAUUUUUUGAAGUCGUUCCAAUGGAAACGAUAAUAGUUCGAUACGGACUGUCAGCAAGAAUAAAGUCGUGGAAACUUCCGACUGCAAUUGCAUUGCAAAGGGAGUGCCGUUCGAGUGAGCUGAUUGGUCGGUGGUGGGUCAUAGGGCAGCUGACGUGGAGGGCAUUUCUGAAAAUAAAAAUGUUGUCUUAGUGGUCGCUGGUGCUGUCGUAGAUGGGAGAGGGAGAGCUGCCGUGUGUUGCCACGUCAGUUUUUUGGUGGAAUCUGUCUUCUUAAAAAGCAGUCCGAGUGACUUGGAUUCGGGUUUUCCUUUAUUUUCAUUUUUCACUUUUCCUUUUCUCAUCAUACCUAGUGGAAACUGAGUUACUACAAUUGCAAAUUCAAAUUUCAUCGGGCUAAAAAUAUCUGAUCAGUCACGAGUUAUAAUACAAUUGCAAAUUGUGUUA